This is a messenger RNA of Gadus chalcogrammus (walleye pollock), 3214 nucleotides long. RefSeq names its product NFKB activating protein (gene nkap). The coding region runs from base 159 to 1412 and encodes 417 amino acids. The transcript is spliced from 8 exons. The record is from RefSeq and is a predicted model, not a curated record. Gene Ontology annotation, cellular component: nucleus. Gene Ontology annotation, molecular function: chromatin binding. Gene Ontology annotation, biological process: regulation of gene expression. Lineage: Eukaryota; Metazoa; Chordata; Actinopteri; Gadiformes; Gadidae.
UUGUUCUUCGUGUAGCGAUCUGCGGAGGCACAAUAUCCUGUUUGGAAACGUUUUCCGAGAGCAACAAUCGUCAUGGCGUAUCAGGGCUCUCGGUAGAGGCCCAGUUGUUGUUUUGUUCACCAGUUCUGCCGUGGUCGUGUGUUUUAACGGCAGCCAGAAUGCCCAUCUACGACCGCUCAUCAGACCGAAACCCCGACGGUGGCAGAGACCAUAGUCCGGGCCGGACCAGAGACAGGAGUCCCGGCCGGACCAGAGACCACAGUCCCGGCCGGACCAGAGACCACAGUCCCGCUCGUCCCCGGCGGCGGAGCAGGUCUCGGUCCCGCAGUGGAAGCCACGGAGGCCGAGAUUUGUCUCCGGACUACUUCGGUCCAAAACUUCCGAAGCCCCGAAACAGGGAAAGGGAACGAGAAGAACACGAGCACCGGCUCCAUGAGGCCCGGAACAUCAAGAGGAUCCGCAUGGGGAGCCCCCGCCGGAGCCGCUCCAGGUCCAGGGAGAGGCACGGCCAAUGGACGGAGCAGCGGGGCGGGCCGAAUGACUACUACGACCAGCAGCGGGACGACGCGCAGCGGCAGCGCCAGGAGGCCUUCAUCGCCAGGCGGCUACAGGAACGGGAGAGGAUUGGGGAACUGGGCUCCCCUGAAGUGUGGGGGUAUUCUCCCAGAGUCAAGGAACCAGACUCUGACGAAUUCACACCCGUUGAAGAUGUGAAAAACAGCAGUUCAGAUGACAGCUCAGACGACGAUAAGAAGAAGAAGAAAAAGAAGAAGAAGAAAUCCAAAAAGAAGAAAAGCAAGAAGCACUCAGAAGACAGCGGGUCCGGGUCAGAUUCUGACGAGGAAGAAGUGAAAAAGAAGAAAAAAAAGAAGAAAAGCAAAAAGUCAAAGAAGUCCAAGAAGAAGAAGGUGAAGAAGAGCAAGAAGGCGUCUAGUGGUUCCAGCAGUGAGGAGUCCGGGGGGGAGGAGGGCGAGGAGGAGGACGAGGACGGGGGGCUGGUGUGGGUGGAGAAGACCUGCAUGGACGAGAACCUGGUGGGCCCUGAAGCCCCGCUGGCCCAGAUGUCUCAGGACGACAAACCUCUCGAUUUCGGCCACGCCCUCUUGCCGGGUGAAGGUGCGGCCAUGGCGGAGUACGUGAAGGCGGGAAAGCGUAUCCCGAGAAGAGGAGAAAUCGGACUGACCAGUGAUGAGAUCGCCAACUUCGAAAAAUCUGGCUUUGUAAUGAGCGGUAGCAGACAUCGCCGUAUGGAGGCUGUGCGUUUGAGAAAGGAAAACCAGAUCUACAGUGCGGACGAGAAGAGGGCGCUGGCCUCCUUCAACCAGGAGGAGCGGCGGAAGAGGGAGAGCAAGAUCCUCUCCAGCUUCAGAGAGAUGGUGUACAGGAAAACCAAAGGCAAAGAUGAGAAGUGAACGGUGCAUCUCAAGCUUUGGUUCUGGGUUUGUCCGUCGCGGUUGUAUAGCAGUGUUUUAUAGUAAAAGCCCACAUGCAUUGUCCAGCCUAGAUUUGUAAGCAAAUUCUAUUUUUUUGGUUUUUAAAACUGUACUGUGCUGACAUUUUUUUUGCUUUUAAUUUGAUUGGACAUUUGUACUAGUAUGAGUCAGAUUGGCUCACUAUGGUAUGAAUACUGUACUGUCAAUUCUAUUUAGCAAUUGGUUGUGGGCUUAUUCUGCUCUUUACCUUGUGUAAAUUCCCACACAUUCAGAAACCCAGUGGUUAAUAAAUUCUUGAAUGUACCCCCAGCUUCCUUUUGGGUUAAAACUCUGCCGUUAUUGUUCUUUAAUGUUAUGUAGCACAUGAUUUAUCCUUUUGUUUUACACCUUUUUUUUAUUUACAAAAAGACAGCUUGGAGGUAGAGCACAAUCAUUUUGAGAAGUACUAGAGUUGUGUCUGGUCGAAUUAGUUCAAAGGUUGGCUCAAUGGCCUCGGGCAAAUAUUAAUCUGAAUCCAAACUGAGGGAUCUUGACUGAUAAAAGACAAAAUGUAUUUUUAUCCCACAUAUUUAAUUUUAAUGAAAACAAAUAUAGCUCUAAUCAAUCAGAGCUGCUACACCGAGCAGGUGACACGCAGCAAUCCUGCUUGAAAUUUUAGUUUUGCUUUUGGCUUUACUAAAUCACAUUAGUAAUUAAAAGGAAAAAAGUCAAUGCAGCAGUGAUCCUCGAUUUAGGCAGGGAAAGAUAUGUACUAUUUACUUACUUCUAAACAUUGGAAUAUUUGGAAUAAACUUGUCUGAAAUUUGGAAUGUUUUAUUAGGGCCAGCCCUACUAUUCAGAGAUUGGAAGUAAAAGUACGAAUACUUAAGGUUACUGUUCUUAAGUAGGAUAGUUUUCAUGCAUCUGUAAUUGAAUUAAUUUCUCACUGCUUUUGAAUAUUUCUCCCUACAUUUACACAUCUGUAAUUUGUACUUCUUACAUUUUCAAACCAGGUCCAUUAUCGAUUAAUUUAUUCUGCAUGCUUACGUGCCUUCCCAAAAGGCUUAAUUAGACCUGAUGGUGUUGUGUUUUGAUCACUUUCAAGUUCAGUAUCUGACAGACAACUGAUUGGCACAAUGGAUAAAUUUUGUAUUUCUUGAUUUGUUUUUUUAGUUGAAGUUAGAGUGGGUUACGUCUCUUGAAUAAUAUGACGUGAAGUACUUCUACCAGUAUGUUUUUCUUCUUUGUCUACUACUUGAGUAUACUUUUGCAACUGAUUUGGGGUCCCACCUUGAUAACAGUGGAUUAGUCAGGUAGAGGUACAUUAUGUGAGGUUAAACUAUCGGUAAAGGCUUAUAUUUCAUGAACAGGUCCCUCCAUAGGGGUAAUGGUGGUCCCAAUGCAAACAUCCUCUUCGUGGCUUGCAACUUUAAUCGAGACUACUGAGUGAAGAACAGACGAUCUAAAUCGUAUUUGACAUGUGUAUAGUGUUAGAAUUAACUGUACACUUGUUUGAAGGUUUAAACAUAUUUAUUAUACAACACAUUUUUGCAGUGACAUCUUGCCGUUCUCAUUGAAUGUUUUCAAGUCCCUAAAAAAAGAAGAAAAUAACAUCAGUUUUCAAACACGUUUUGGGUGAGGUCCUGCAGGCACCAUGGGGAGUCAGACGUUACCUUGGAUUGAUGGUACUCUCCCUUCCCAGACACCCUCUUGUCCCUCUCCAUCAGAUACCACUGGUACGGGACCCGGGCUAGUCUCUUCUCCUGCAAACACAAACGUCUCAUCUUCACAAACAGUUUUAU